Apiotrichum porosum is the source of this 999-nucleotide messenger RNA. RefSeq lists its product as uncharacterized. Bases 1 to 999 code for a protein of 332 amino acids. The record is from RefSeq and is a predicted model, not a curated record. Gene Ontology annotation, cellular component: Ino80 complex. Lineage: Eukaryota; Fungi; Basidiomycota; Tremellomycetes; Trichosporonales; Trichosporonaceae. The transcript has 4 exons. Gene Ontology annotation, biological process: chromatin remodeling.
AUGCCUGUGCCUGCCGCUGCGCGCCGCGCCAAGCGCGUAAUUGAGAGCGAGUCCCCAUCCGAGUCGUCCGUCGUCGAGGAUGCUGAGGAGGACGACGUCGAGGAGGACGAGCUCGACGAUGACAGUGAUGACCAGCUUGGCGCUUCCUCGGCGGUCCCAAGCGACAAUGACGACGGCGACGAGGACUUUGACGCCGCGACGCCGGAACCCCAGGUCAAGAUCAAGCUUCGCGUGACCUCUGCGGGGCGCGGUCGUGGCCGGGGUCGCGGCGGUGCUCGCGGCGGUGGUGCGGCGGCUGUUGCGACUCGCGCCGUCUCGACUGCUACCAAGCGCAAGCGCGAGCCGACCCCGGAAGAGGAAGAGGAGGACGAGUUUGAGGAUGAGGAGGGUGGCGCGAUCAGCCCGUCCAAGAUGACAGCGAGGCAGAGGGCGAGGCAGAACAAGGACUUGCAGGAGACGCUCAUUGCGCUGCCCGAUGGUCUGCCAAAGAUCAAGCCAAUCCUCACCGAGGCUGAGCGCCUGCAGAAACGCGAAGAGAUGGCCCGCCGUCGCAAGCGCCAGAACGAGCAGAGGCUGCAAGAUGAACAGGACCAAACCAUCAACCGCCUCCUGCGCGCUCAGACCGGCCGCUCGCGAACCAAGCUGGACAACGCCUCGCCCAUGCCCGACGACAGUGUGCGCGGCUCGGGUGCUCCCUCUGGCAUGAACUCUCCCGUCCGUCGUAUCCAGCCUCCAGCCGAGGGCGUGCACUACCGCAACGUCAUGGAGGGCGACAAGCUCGUUCUCAGCAUCUCGGUGCCGCCCGGCCGCGACGAGUGGAUCGCCAUUGGCAGCACAGAGGAAGAGGACAGCAAGCCAAAGCUCGGCGCAGGUAAAGAGGGGCAGUGCGGCGUCAAGGGGUGCAGCGAGAAGAGGAAGUACCGCUGCGUGGCCAAGUUUGAGGUUGGCGGGUGCAGCAUGGCGCACCUCAAGGAGGUGGAGAAGGGCCUCAAGGCUUGA